GUGAAUUUUAUAUAUGAAUGAUUUAUCCAUCAAAUAUGAAAUUACAUUAUGAAAGCGCCUCUAUUGGCCAUUCGUAAAAUUAGUUUUGUUUUGAAUUUUAAAAAAUCGAAAUGUCAGCUGAUCAGCGUCAAGAACCUGAAGAAUUAUCUAAGUAUGACGUCGAUUCGGAAGGCCCGUUAUGUUCUGCCGAUCGGAUCAAGAUUCCGCCCGACAUGUCAGAGAUUAUGAAACAGUUCACCAAAGCAGCCAUUCGAACGCAACCUCCCGAUCUUCUUUUUUGGUCUAAAGCAUAUUUUCAGGCUUUAUCAGAGGGUAAUCUGCCGCCAGUCAAAGAAAGAUUUGAAAUUAAAAUUCCUCUUGCUUAUGGUUUGAGUAGAGAGAUAUUACAAACGCUGCAUAAGCAGUUAGGCCAUAAAAAGAAAGUCAAAAUUGAUUCUUUGAAAAAAAAGUGGAUGGAUUUCUGUUUACAGAAAGAACACUUAAUGCUUGUCUUGAAAAAAUCGGGUUACGUGGAUCAACAAGAAGUUAAUUGGUUAGAAUUUUUAGCUGUGGCUUGCAUGUCGAUUAACAAUACCAUGAUCGAUACUAUGAUCAUGAUAUGCGAAAUCCUCACGGAUGAUCCUAGAGGUGGUCCUGCUAGAAUACCUUUCGUUAUAUUCGAACACUUAUACCGUUUUCUAGCCAAUAUUAAUGGAAGAAUUCCUUUAGAACAAGUGGAAAUUGCUAUGAAUUAUCUUGCUAAGGAAUCUAGUAGACAACAAGAACUGAUCAAACCUAGAAACUUUCUGUUUCCGGACUGUCCGCCUAUCAAUGAACUACCCAUUGAUAAAAGUGAAUCUGAAUUGUAUUGGAAAGAAGAAGAAUUAAAAACUUUACAUAAACAAUUAGGGCAUAAAAUAGGGGAGGAAGAAGAAUUAGGGAUCCUCAUGGGAAUGGAGGAAGAAUAUCUUCCGUCAAUGGAAGAAAUCGUGCCUCCUCAAGAUUUUGCAUUACUGUUUAAGAGGAGAUUCCAUAGAUGGAGAAAACUUAACAUUUAUGUUCCAAACACUAAUAACAUAAAAAAUGCUCACACUGAAAAAAUCAACAAAUGCACUCUGCUCACUCAAGAAGUAAAACAGAUGUUGAGGAUGGAUAAGAUGGCUGCUCGUGUUGGUCAAAACAUAUUUUAUUAUAACAAUCAUAAAAUUGUUAUAAUAAUGAGUGAACAAGAGGCUAACAGUUUUAAUGAUAUGUGUUCUUCAGAUGCAAAUUUUCUUUCUGCAUACAUGCAGAAUUGUAUAGAUAAUAAUAAAGAAAAUAAAGAAAUAGGUUCAAAUCAUGAAAAUCUUAGUUCCAACCAACUUUCUGAUAAUAUAGGAUUAAGUGAAAGAAAUGAAAUAAUUCCUAAAGAUGAGGCAAACUCGAAAGAAAAAUUUGUAUGGACACAUGCCUGUAUAUUACUACUAAUUGAAACGUAUAGAGAAAAAAUGUUAGAUUUCCAGAAACCAACCAAAAAAAAAAUAGAAGUUUGGAAAGAUAUAUCUAAUAUUUUUUUAAAAAAAGGUUUAAAUGUGUCAUGGGCAAACAUCCAAAAAAAGUGGAGUAACCUAGGUGUAACCUAUAAAAAAAUUAUGGAUAACAAUAAUUCAACAGGAAGAGGUCGAAUAUCUUGGCCAUACUUUCACCUUUUAAAUGAUAUAUUGGGAAAUACAGGAACAAUAGUACCGGUUUCGGAGCUUGUAAAUUCUUCUGAUAAUAGAAAACAAAACAAUGAAAAUGAAACAGAAGAACAAAACAAGACAAUUUCUGAAAUUAGUUUAUCAAACAAUAAAACAGAAGAAAAAAUAAAGAAAAAAAGAAAGAUACCAGAAUGGGCUCAAGAAAUCUUGAGCAAUCAAAGGAAAAAGGCAAAAGCUGAUGCGGAGCAUCAGGAUCGCAUGGCAAAACUUUUGCAAGAAAAUAUUAACGAAAACAGA
Messenger RNA from Centruroides sculpturatus (bark scorpion), 1955 nucleotides. RefSeq lists its product as uncharacterized. The annotation marks the transcript as partial. The transcript has 7 exons. The record is from RefSeq and is a predicted model, not a curated record. NCBI's taxonomy places the organism in Eukaryota, Metazoa, Arthropoda, Arachnida, Scorpiones, Buthidae.